Molecule: messenger RNA, 3468 nt
Organism: Pelecanus crispus (Dalmatian pelican)
Lineage: Eukaryota; Metazoa; Chordata; Aves; Pelecaniformes; Pelecanidae
Source: RefSeq, a predicted model, not a curated record
CCGGCGCCUGGAGCAAGCCCAGUACUUUGUCACAUUCGUCCUUACCUUGGCCAUAAAGACAGAACUGUGUUGUGCUCACCAGACAGAGGAAAUGUAAAAGAUGCAGGAAUCGGACUGUCAGUUUUAUGUGCUGAAUGUUUUGAAAAGAAAAUAUCUUCUCCAAAGAAGGUCAAGAGAAAAAAGAUGCCAGACCAAACACCAAACACAAGUCCUGUGAUAGAUGCCUUUCGGAGAGGAAUUAAGGAGAAAAAGGACAGUGUACACAUUUUAGAGAAUGGCAGAGCAUGCAAGGGAUUGGGUUCAUUGUACCCAAAAGUUGUGAUUCAAAAACUCCUUGUUACUGCAGCAUCUUGCAGCCGUUUCUUGGCCAAAAAGGAUAACACUGUCAAGUUGGAACAGGGAAGAAAUGAGAAGUGUCUGGGUGUAACAAGAGCACCGUUGUCUUGUGGAAAUAGUUGGGAACAGACAACUGACUGUAUGGAUCUAGGAGACGCUAGUUCAGAGACUGACAAAUGGGUUUCAUCAUCAGAAGCCGAUGCUCGAAAAGCCUGUGCUAGAAGUAAUGGCACUGCGAACACCACAUCUCUGUGCCAAAACCCAGGGUUUCCCGUGAAAUUGGCCUGCACUUCAAGUGACCCUGAAUUUAGGUUGUCACUGGAAGCUCUCUGCAGAGAAAGGAAGCAGAAGAAACACAGAAUGAAGCAAUCUAAGCCACAUCCUGAUGAGAUUCUUGGUGCUGCCUUUUUCAGAUAUGACCCAUCUCAACCAAAGCCAAAGCAGGUUUCAAAACCUGAGGCAUCUUCUCCAAAUGCACUCAGAACGUCAUCCGAGAUGGCUGCUGGUGUGCGGAAGAGCCAGUCUGUUCAUUCACACUGCCUUGGAUUUAAGACAUCUUCUGGGCAAUCCAAACAAAUAGACCUUCCUGGGAAAAGAAAACGCACUGCCAUGAGUGUGGAUGCAGACAGUUCUAAUCAAUCUGAAUUAUCAAGUUUGAAUGACCCUGCUUUUAGUAGGUCAUCUGCAAAAUGCAAAAAUAGGAGGUCUGACUUUGUAAGAAAUAUCCUUUUAAAGUCUACUUGUGGUGAUGUUCUGCAGCUAAUGGAGGCUGCUGCUCUACCUAGACAUGAUUCUACUCUUCCAGAGGAGUAUCUCAACUCAAGCGAUGAAAAUGAGAAAAAUAAGUGCUCCUCUCUAGCCUUGUCAUCUUUGUAUUCUGCGCACAGUCCUGGUAAAAAUAACCCCACUUCUGUUGUGGAUACCAAAGAGAAUCGAUUGCAGGUGGCUAACUCACACUUUUUCUUGGAAAAGUCCCUUCCUUUUUCUCAGGAAAAAAGUACUGUGUUACCUUCUCUCCACCACCUAACACAAAGAAAAGGUGUGGAAUCUCAUCUCCGGAAUGCUGGCUUAUCUCAGGUAUUGGAUGCUAAGAAGGAGCAAGGUGGGAAAAGACCAGGAGGAUGUGCACACAAUAAAGCUUACGGUAUUCAUUCCAGCAACAUUUUUUCAAAAACAAAAGACAAGACUUCAGAAAAUGCUUCUCAUUCUUGUUCAGUGGAAGGUUCUGGGAAACCUGCACUCUCAGAAGAGAUGGGUGAAAGUGUUCCCCGUUCAUUGUCUCUUAAAGAAGGGUGCAUGGACAGCACCUCUAUGUCUUCAGAACUCUCAGGCGAGUUAAAGGUUGAAAGCACCUGUACAGACAAGUCCAAGCUGAAUGGAAAAGCAAAAAGCAGCUUUGAUAGUGAAGAUGAGAGUUUGGAAUGCAGUCUAGAUGAUGAUGAAGAAGAAGAAGAAGUAGUAUUCACGCCACUGCAAGAAAUUCUGUCUUCAAGUACCAAACCACAGGCAGGAACCCUGGAUGAAUCUUGUCUUGACAGUUUGUCUCAGGACACCAUGACUCCAUUACUGAAGCUUCAUCUUUCUAAGCCUCCUGUCGUUAGCCAGGUGUCAUAUGUGAACAGCUUAGAACACCUCUUGAAGGAAAAAGAGGAAUCUAAAAGGGUAGAUGAACUAGAAAAGCGGUUACAGGAAGACAUACAAGGAAGGGAGACUGAUUCUUCAGAUGGAGAAGCUGAGGACUAUGCCAGUGGAUAUGAAGAUCUCUCAGAAGAGCAGAGGGCAUUUAUAAAGAGAUUUUCAAUAAUAGCUCAUGCCAUACCUGACUACCACCCUGGAGAAGAUAUAUUUGAUUUAUCAGCCUCUGGGAAAAUCUUCAAUCAACAUAACCUUGACUUGAGGAAUUUUCAUUUCGUCCCUCAAAAUCCUAUAGAAAAGCUCCUUCUUAAUUCUGAUGUAACACAGCAGCUUUCUUUAGCUGUUAAUGGUUUUCUAAGUUCUGCUUACAGCUGUAUCUUGUGUCCCAUACCAAUUCUAAAGUGGCUUUUCCAGAUGAUGUCUGUUCAUCCUGACUAUUGUGUUUCCACCCAGAUUUUAGACAGACUGAUGGAGAUAACACUAAAAAAUGCUUCCAUCAGUGAUGAACAGUCUAAACCAUGGAUUCCUUCACUAGCUGAUGUGUCAGCUGUUUGUGUCAAUAUGGGUGUUGCGUUUAGAUCUCUCUUUCCAUUGCAGCAUCUUCAGCCCAACUUUAACGAGUGUGAUAUUUUAAGUCAGAUGCAAGAAACAUUGAGUAAACAACAGCCAAAAGGAGACCUAACCUCUGCCACUCCUGCCUUCUCCAGUCUACCAGAAAACAAUUUAGUUAAUGUGAUUAAGUUUCUAGAUUUCUGUACAACGGUAAUUCAAGGUGGAUAUACUGAUCAAGAAAUAUUGCUGCUGCUUCUAUUGCUAUUUAAAAUAAGCUUGGAGAAACAGUUAAAGCAAAUUCCUUUGGUAGAUUUUCAGUGCCUUUUCAUAAAGCUUCUGAUAAGUAUAAAAGACUGGGAUACAAAGAUGCCUGAGCUCUGCCUGGCAGUGAGUGAACUCUCCAGUCAUCACCAUAAUCUCCUGUGGCUGGUUCAGCUGGUGCCUAGCUGGAUAAUACGUGGACGGGAAGUAAGAAGACGUCUUAGCCUAGUGAUAAUUUCAAAGCUUCUUAAUAAAAAGCAUGUGGAAAUACCUGAUGACAGUGACAAGCAGAUGUCUCUUCUGCAUCAAUUUCUGGUGUACAUGAAACCAUCUAAUCUACUAAAGAAGAUGAGAGAAGGAUUGGAGCAGCAGAGCGCCGAUGGAGACCACCUUCAUACAGAACUAGAACAGGAGGCAUACUACCUAAUCUACAUCCUCCUUCAUCUAGUCAGUGAAGCUAGUUUCUUUGAUGUUGUAAAUUCUAAUCAAAGGCAACACUUACUGAAGCUUUGUGGUGCCUUAGAUAAGCACAUAAAAUGUGAUAUUAGAGAAGAUGCAAGGCUGUUUUAUCGAACUAAGGUAAAAGACUUGGUUGCUAGGAUAUAUGGCAAAUGGCAAGAUAUGAUACAAACCACUCGGCCUACUCAGGGAAAACUGCAUGACUUCUGGGAGCCGGAUUCCUGA